AUGUUCUCGUCUCGAUUUGAGACGGAAUUGCAUCAUGCAGUUAGUAAAGUUUUCAAUCAUGAAAAUUGGAACUUCGAAGCCAUUCUGGACCUGAUUCGAUCUAAUAAGGAUCUCUGUCAGAUUGAGAAUCAUGAUGGUUUAACGCCUAUUGAAUUGGCUUUAUCAUUGGAACCUGACGGACGUUUGGCCACCGAAAUGAUGCGCGUGGAAUGUGAGAAUCUUUCAUUCGAAGAAUGCCUCAAAACAUUUCUGGUGAGAGGUAAUUUGCGAUUGGUUAUGAUGGUUGCUGAUCGGAUCCGUGAGCAGAUUAGUCAUGCGGGAAUGAUAGCCAGUCUCACAUUAGCCUUCGCCGAAUUGCGAACCCGCAAUGUUUCCUUAUCAACGGAUAUCGUCGAUUGGGUGCAAUAUCUGCUUGUCGAAGCUGAUUAUCAACGGAGUAUUUCAAGCACCGAAGAUAACAGGAUGGAUGUGUCGGAAAGAGAAUGGCGGUUGCAGCAUUUGAUCGCAUGCGUCCAAUACCUGGAAACCCAUCAUAGUGGUUGCGGUUUGCGGGUCAGCGAUAUGGGUGAACGGUUUUUGCUUUACAUUCGGCAAAUAUUUGAGCAUGUGUUCUUUCUGAAGAACUGGUUGAAGGAUUUACCCAUGAUGCAAUUGCAGUUUUGUUUGGCAAUUUUUCUUGGAACAGUGACAGGGAAUCGCAAUGAGGAAGUCGAUAUUUUUGGAUUCAUGAUUGACAAAGGUAUGGUGAAAGAUUUGAAACAAAACUUAUCAGAUAAUUGAAUAAUUAUUAUUUUCAGACACUGUGCUCAACUUUCUAUCGGCAUUUAAGCAAGUGUUGAGUGAAUAUUCGGAUGUCAAAGAGCUGACUCCUCUUAAGUUAUUCAAUUGUAUCAAGCAGAUUAUUCGGC
Armigeres subalbatus is the source of this 908-nucleotide messenger RNA. RefSeq lists its product as uncharacterized. NCBI's taxonomy places the organism in Eukaryota, Metazoa, Arthropoda, Insecta, Diptera, Culicidae. The record is from RefSeq and is a predicted model, not a curated record. The transcript has a single exon. Bases 1 to 780 code for a protein of 259 amino acids.